Messenger RNA from Colletotrichum gloeosporioides, 1929 nucleotides. RefSeq lists its product as uncharacterized. The transcript has 5 exons. Lineage: Eukaryota; Fungi; Ascomycota; Sordariomycetes; Glomerellales; Glomerellaceae. The annotation marks the transcript as partial. The record is from RefSeq and is a predicted model, not a curated record.
CUUUACUCUACUCUCAGCCAAGGCCACACACUUACGAAGUCACCUCAUCAUCCAUCACUCAUACAAGUCAUCAUGUCUACUCCUGUCGGCACGGAUGCUGAGGGCCAGGUGAAGUUCCUCGUGAACUGCAUCCGCUUUUCCAACAACGGAAGAGUCGACUUUGAAGCCGUUGCCACUGAGUGCAACAUCGCCUCGAAGGGUGCAGCUGCCAAGCGAUUCUCUCGCCUGCUUCAGCAGCAUGGCAUGAAGGCUAGUGAUCUGGCCAAGCCCGGACCUGCUAGCACCGCGUCUCCUGCCCAGACUCCCACCGGAGGAACCCCGAAGACUCCCGCCAAAAGCGCCACCAAGGCAACCCCGAAGACCAAGUCUGCCGGAAAGCGCACCGCCGCCGCGGCUUCGCCCAGCACCAACACCAAGCGCGCCAAGCUUGCUGCCUCGCACCCCGCUGUCUCGUCCUACAAUGACGAAGACGAUGAGGAGGACCAAGAGGAGUUCAAGGUCAAGAAGGAGGAGUCCCACUCCGCUUCCGCCGCUACCGGUUCGUACUACGAAAACCCCCGAGGCCGCGAUCGCGACGACGACGACUUGCAACUUCUCUACGUGGUAGAGAAGACGACCGGUUGCCCCGUCCACGAUACCGCCGAAUGCCGAGGUCCCCAAUCCGUUUCCGUCGCGAGUGAUACUAACACCGACUCUUCGAUACAGAUGCUGCCGCCGGCGACGACCAAUUUCAAGUUUAACCUACCUCAGGCGCCAUUUUGCCACCAUGGUUGGGGAUUCAUGCUGCCAGAUGCGUCAUUACAACCGUGGCAAGAAACGUGCACACAUGGAGAUGGGAAUGCGGCUCAUUUGGUUGACACAUGGGAGUUUCCCAAGACAACAGCAUCUCCCGAAGAUCCUCGCACAAUUGUCGAAGACCACAGGCUUCUUCAGCAACUACGCGAUGUCCGCGGCAACCCCUCCAACCCUCCACCCAAACAAUACAACCUACUUAGAAUCGAAAUCGCGCGGCGCAUCAACAGUCGCGAUGAAGCCGAAGGAGGCUCAACCAAACUGGAAGAGAUGGACAACCGAGUUCAAAGUUGGAUGGGCUCAAUCAACAAGGAAGCUCGAAUGCUGGAAAUUACGCAGGCGGCACUGCAGCGCAAGGGCAUCAGCAACCCUACACAAGCCGACCUGGACGCCAUCGCGGAGGAGUUCAUGCAGAUCGCCGAGCGGACGCUGCUUGACGUCGCCAAUCCCCUGCGCAUGAACGCCACUCGCAUGGAAGGCAACAUCAGUCGCUUCGACAACCAGCUCAGCGGUUUUGAUGGAGCAAUGACAGCACAGCUCAACGGUCUUUCUGAUCUCAACAGCGCCGUCAACAACACAAUGAGUGCUCAAGUCAACACACUCAACACCGUCUUGACAAAUCUUCAAAACAACAUGAGCAAAGCCGUUGGAGCUUCAGCAGAAGCAAUGAAUGCUUCGACAAAUGCGAUGAGCAACGCCAUGACAUCACAACUCGGCACCCUCAACACCAUGCUGUCGACUCAAAGCAGCACAUUUGACAGCUCGCUGAACAUGCUCAACACAUCUUUGAACACUGUCACGUCCGACUUACACCAAUUGACGGCAAACUUGCCCAACAUCAUCGCCGCAGCAGCGCAAGCGGCAGUUCAACAGCAACUAGCGAACGCAUCACAUCAGAAUGCCUUUCCGCAACAACAUCACGCCGCCACAGAAGCGCCGCCCAGCUAUAUCAGGAAUGCUGCCACGAUACAUUUCCCACCGACACCCACCACUCCUCUUCCAGUGUAUUAUCACACCACCCAGGAAACAAAUCAAGACAUCAUUCAACAGGACGACAAGAGGGAAAAGUCGGAAGGAAGGGAUAUUGGCCUGAGUUUCAACACCGGCUGCUCGGGGAGGCAGAUCUGCGGCGGAUAA